Molecule: messenger RNA, 931 nt
Organism: Ornithorhynchus anatinus (platypus)
Lineage: Eukaryota; Metazoa; Chordata; Mammalia; Monotremata; Ornithorhynchidae
Product: solute carrier organic anion transporter family member 3A1-like
Exons: 3
Coding region: 134-814 (226 amino acids)
Biological process (GO): prostaglandin transport; transmembrane transport; sodium-independent organic anion transport
Cellular component (GO): membrane
Source: RefSeq, a predicted model, not a curated record
CUGCCGCCCGGCGGGGACACAGACACACACACACACACACACACACACACAGACCCCCGCACGCACACGCACACACACCCGGGUGCCUGGAGAGAGCGGGAGCGGCCGAGGAGGAGGGAGGAGGAAGAGGAGGAUGCAGGAGAAGAAGCCGAGGGGAUCCGGGGGCGGCGGCGGGAGCCGGAGCGGCGAGCUGCAGGGGGAUGAGACGCAGAGGAACAAGAAGAAGAAAAAGAAGGUGUCCUGCUUCUCCAACAUCAAGAUCUUCCUGGUGUCCGAGUGCGCCCUGAUGCUGGCCCAGGGCACGGUGGGCGCUUACCUGGUCAGUGUUUUAACCACCCUGGAGCGCAGAUUCAACUUGCAGAGCGCGGAUGUGGGUGUGAUAGCCAGCAGCUUUGAGAUCGGGAACUUGGCCCUCAUCCUCUUUGUGAGCUACUUUGGGGCCAGGGGCCACCGGCCGCGUUUAAUUGGCUGUGGGGGGAUCGUCAUGGCCCUGGGCGCCCUCCUCUCUGCCCUCCCAGAGUUCCUCACCCACCAGUACAAGUACGAGUCUGGGGAGAUCCGUUGGGGAGCUGAAGGCAGGGAUGUGUGUGCUGCGAAUGGGUCCACCAGCGAUGAGGGACCAGAUCCGGAUCUAAUCUGCAGGAACAGGACUGCAACCAACAUGAUGUAUUUGCUCCUCAUUGGAGCACAGGUCCUACUGGGGAUUGGUGCUACCCCUGUACAACCUCUGGGAGUCUCCUACAUCGAUGACCACGUGAGAAGGAAAGAUUCUUCUCUCUACAUAGGAGCUCUGAAGAAGCAGUGGAAACCAUAGGAGCAAGAAAGUGAAGUCUGCUUAGCCCACAAAAAUGCUAUCGGGCCCUGAAUAAGGCAUUUCUGUUCCAGAUUCUGUAUAAGAACAAAAUGUUUCUUAAAUGCUCCAACAGCAAAA